Messenger RNA from Spodoptera littoralis (African cotton leafworm), 2118 nucleotides. The record is from the annotation of a GenBank genome assembly. Lineage: Eukaryota; Metazoa; Arthropoda; Insecta; Lepidoptera; Noctuidae.
AUGUCGCUCGAACGCGAUAGUGUGGGCGGAGUGCCCAGUGUGGGAGAUAUACGAGGUGUAGUGGGCCCUACAGCGGGAGGCGCUGCUGCAGACCCUCGGUCCCAAUUGCUACAGGAGAUGAGGGAGCAGAACUUUGACUUGAUCAGAUUUGCCUCAUACAGGACUGCCUGCAAGCUUCGCUAUGUACAAAAGAAAUGUAACUUACAUGUAAUAGACAUAUGGAAUGUAAUAGAGGCCUUCCGUGAGAAUGCUCUCAAUACUCUAGAGCCAACCGCUUGUGUGAAUGUGACGAGAUUGGAAACCCUUGUGUCUUCUCUAUACCACAACUUGAAUAAGAGACUGCCGCCUGCUCAUCAGGUCUCCGUCGAAGCAUGCUCCGCAUUAUUGCUGAACUGGUUGCUCUCCGCUUACAGUACUGGGGAUAACGUUGGUAAAAUUCGAGUGUUUUCAAUCAAAGUGGCUCUCGCAACUAUGUGUGCUGGCAAGCUGAUGGACAAAUUGAGAUAUAUAUUCUCUCAACUAUCGGAUGGCAAUGGUCACCUCCUGAUGAAGAGACUAUCAGACUACCUACGAGAGGUGCUCGCCCUCCCGGCCGCGGUGUACGAGUCACCCUCCUUCAGCUAUACGGACUCACUCGCACUCACUAUAUUUAAUCAGAAUGGUAAAAUCACUGUGAACGACUUCCUUGACACACUUAUGUCGGACCCCGGCCCGCCCUGCCUCGUGUGGCUACCGCUACUGCAUCGACUUGCUAGCGUUGAAAAUGUGGUCCACCCCCUAGCAUGCAGUGUCUGCCGACGCAGUUCAUUGACCGGGUUCCGGUACCGUUGUACUCGCUGCGCCAACUAUACAAUGUGCCAGGACUGUUUCUGGAGGGGCAGGGUCUCCGCCACACAUACUAACGAACAUGAGGUCAAGGAAUAUGCCGCCUAUAAAUCUCCAUCGAAGCAGAUAGGUGCGACUCUACGCAAGUCGUUCCGUUGCGUGCCGGAGCGUGCGCGUGCGCAACUGCCGCGCUACCCCGACCAACCGGAGCGGACGCUCAACCUCAGCCACAUUGUGCCACCAUCUCCAGUGCCGGCCCACAAUGGGUUCCCCGAGUACGUGGGUGGGUAUGUCAACACCGGAUCUCUGGACUCUAGGUCGUCACGGUCCACGCAUCGCAGUAUAGCAGAGCACCUAUCUCGCGGUGUUGACGACGAGCACCGCCUCAUAGCGCGGUACGCCGCUAGACUGGCACACGAGAACAGGACUAUGCCAAGAGCCGGCAGAUCAGCGUCUCUUACUCCAGAACUGGGCCGUUCAUCAUCGGAAGGUUCGGAAGUGGAUGCGGCCAGACAACAACGCGAGCUGAUCUCACAGCUCGAGGCCAAGAACAGAGAGAUCAUGAGGGAGAUUGCUAGGCUCAGACGCCAACAAGAAGCGGAAGCUACCGCAGGCGGUGGCGUGGGUUCAGCCCCGCUGGUGUCGGAGCUCCGUCUGCUCAGACAGCGCAAGGACGAGCUGGAGGGACACUUGUCCUCGCUGCAGGAGUCACGGAAACAUCUCAUGCAUCAGCUCGAAGGUCUCAUGAGGAUGCUCAAGACGCAGCAGUCAUCUCCUCGGUCGACGCCGAACUCUUCGCCGCGUUCCACUAAGAGUCCACCACUACCGGGAACGCAGCCACAACCCAGUGCGCCGGAGAGAGAGCCUCCGCCACGAGGUACAGUACGGAGUGCGCCACAAACGCCCUCGCUGGGAGAGAGGGAACGUAUCGACAUGUCACACAGUCUUGGUAUGGAAAGUAUGGGUGGCGAUGCCAGGAACUUCCAUCAAAAUCAAAGACCGACUACCAUGGGUAUAGACAACCGUAGCCUCCGAAGCGAUCUUCUGUACGCGGCGGAUUCCGUCACCAACGCUAUGUCGACGCUCGUUCGGGAACUCAACUCCGAGGGCUCCGAUACGGAAGGUACCGUAAAAGGGGACAGCAGAAAGCAAAGAGAUUUUGAGGAGGACGAUGAUAGCGACGAGCCGAUGCCUCGGCCGCAGCCGCCGCGGCACUAUCUUCAUGACAACAACGUACAGGACACGCCCCCGCCGCUGCCAGCGCGCACUGGCCAUUACUACCCGCGCACAUAA